This is a messenger RNA of Xenia sp. Carnegie-2017, 846 nucleotides long. RefSeq names its product melatonin receptor type 1C-like. Gene Ontology annotation, biological process: G protein-coupled receptor signaling pathway. Gene Ontology annotation, molecular function: G protein-coupled receptor activity. The record is from RefSeq and is a predicted model, not a curated record. NCBI's taxonomy places the organism in Eukaryota, Metazoa, Cnidaria, Anthozoa, Malacalcyonacea, Xeniidae. Gene Ontology annotation, cellular component: membrane. Bases 1 to 756 code for a protein of 251 amino acids. The transcript has 2 exons.
AUGGCGAGUUCGUCUCAUCAGCUGACGUUCGUAGCAUCGUGUAUGGCUUUAUCCAUGAUCAGCAUAAAUCGCUACCAUGCUAUAGUUAAUUGGACAUCUUAUGAGAGCAAGUACACUCGCCGUAAAUGUGCUUUUUAUGUUUGUAUUACCUGGUUUAUAACAAUCGUAUUAUCUAUACCUCCGUUUUUUGGUUGGGCGAAAUUCGAGUAUGAUCCAGGACAGAGUUAUUGUUUUGUUGAAUGGACAGCAAGUAAAUCGUACACGAUCUUUAUGAGCGCAGCUUGUUCAUGUGGUCCGUUAUCUAUAAUGACUUACUGUUAUGUUAGAAUACUUCGUUAUCACGAAGAUAGUGGCAGAGAUGUCCGCCAAAUGGCGCUACGUUCUAACAGCCCUUCGUUACAAACUCUUGAAAUGAUGGACAAAGCACAGGGGUCAAGAAAAAAUCGUUUGACAAGAACAGUAACAGUGUUAAUUGUCGUCUUUGGCAUUUGCUGGUCCCCUUUUGCGAUCAUAAUAUUGAUCCAAGUAUUCUCCAAUGCGCAUGUUCCACGCGCUGUGGAUUUUGGAUCCCUGGUUUUGGGAUACUUAAACAGUUUUUUCAACGUGGUUGUGUAUAACGCAACGAAUAAAAAACUUCGACGGCAAUUUUUGAAUUUCUUUUCAGUGAUUAUCUUUCGAAAAAAGGACAAACGUUCGCAAUACACUGAAGGCGCGCAUUGUCACAGUGUCAGUGCAUCGACGGGGAAUAAUAUUUAAAUUUUAGUCAAUAUUUUAUUGAUGCCAAAUCAUCAGGUACGAGAGAAACCUUUAAUGAAAUUGUGGUAAACCAAAUAAAAAACUUCGACG